CCUAGGAACCUCCUUCUGCUCCCAGUCUCGAGCUCCAGUCCCCUGUUCCUCCUGACAUCCGAGAGGCUCUGCUGCAGCUUUAUCCUGGGUUAACUGAUUAUCUUGUACAGCCUGGCAACUGGCCGCACGCUCCGGAUUACCACAGGACACCCAUUUCAAAACGCUUUUCACUUUCUGUUCUGACUAUUUGAAUUUUUUUUUUAAACUGAAAGAAAACAUUUUUUGGGGGGUUGUUAAGGAGGAAAAAGAGAGAAGCAUCUUGGAUAUGUGCUUGUGAUCUUUUGGGUUUUUGGUUGCUUUAGUAACUUUACACUUUUUCACUUGCCCUUCUCACCUUUCCUGGAGGGCUGUUUCUGUUUGCAUGCGAUGGAUCACACGCUGUUUGGUUGCCUGCGGAGCCCCCACGCCCCGGCACAGGCCCUGCAUCCCGCCUUCACUCAGUCUCCCCUGACUCUGCACGGACGCUCGGACCACGUCUCCUACCCUGACCUGGCCUCUUCAUCCUCCUCCUCCUCCACCUCCUCACCAGCACCCUGCAUCAUCUCCAGCUACCCGGCCGAUGAUGGCCUGUUUCCCGGGCACCACCACCACCACCACCACCACCACCCCCACCGCGGUCACCUGUCCUCCCAGCAGCAUCAUCACGCGCCUCAGCACCAUGCAUCUUGGCAUAUCCCACAGAUGCCUUCACCUGGUGGUACCUCCCGCCACAACCUUUGCCACCCACACUCCCACUCUUCCCACGACGGUGGGCCCACACCCCCAGACCUGGGCCACCCUGGUGGGCCUAGUAUGUGUGCCAGCACCCCCAGUCUGGGUAGUGGCAGUAACCCCACAGGGGCCUCCUGUGUGCCUGCAGACUUUGGCAGACAGACUCUGUCACCUGCUGAGGCCGAGAAGAGGAACAGCAAGAGGAAAAGUGAUAGUUCAGAGUCCCAGGACGGGAAUUACAAAUCAGACGUGAGCAGCAAGCCCAGGAAGGAGAGGACGGCGUUCACCAAGGAGCAGAUCCGAGAGCUGGAGGCUGAAUUUGCCCACCACAACUACCUAACCAGACUAAGGCGCUACGAGAUCGCUGUCAAUCUCGACCUCACUGAAAGACAAGUGAAGGUUUGGUUCCAGAACAGGAGGAUGAAGUGGAAAAGAGUGAAGGGCGGCCAGCAGGGCGCGGCAGCUCGGGAGAAAGAACUGGUGAACGUGAAAAAGGGGACUUUGCUGCCAUCAGAGUUCUCUGGCAUCGCAUCGCUCCACUGCUCGACGGAAUCCUUAGCCAACGAGGACAGUCACGACAGCGACCAGAGCUCUGAGCAUGCUCACUUAUGAUGAAACCCCCACCCACCCCAUGCCCCACCCCCUUCCGAGUACAGACCCUGCUUCUGCCUCAGGACUGUCCUUAGCAGGACUGCUGUUUGCUGAUUUGCCAUCGCCAUACAACAAUGCUAAACAAGUGUACAAAUGCACAGACGAAUGCCGUGUGUUGGAGAAUACAGUCAUUAUGCAGGCAACAUUUAUUUUUUAAGGACUGAGCACACAAGAACAGCAAGGUGGUGAAAUAUUUCAAAAUGCCAUUGGUUAAAACAUUUUUCAUGAAUGCCAGAAUAUUACACAUUAAAAUGUGAUGUUUUUGGCGACAGCAACUAACUGAACACUACAGGACAUUUUGGAUAUCCUAUUUUGUCAAUAUGUUGUAAACAUUCCAUGUUGUGUGAGAAGCAGGCUGCAGCUUUGAUUUGCAUUGUUAAACGUUCAGGCAGCACCUUCAGCAUCAUUUUCUACUGUAUGAAAAUGCAACAUUUCGAUGAAAUUGAUCAAAUCAAGUACCAGGAGAUCAAAAUUUGCCAUGCUAGUGAUUUGUAAAUAAUUCUCACUAUUGUCUUACCUUCAUGAUAGUUUUAUACUAACUGACAAACACUGACAGUUCUUCAGUCUGUUGAUGACAUUUUUGUAAACAGAUCUGAAACCUGAAAGAGGCAUUUUGUUAAAUCCUUUCGGCGACAGUUGCAAAUUGAAUAAAAUUUAACCAGUGGUCAAUGA
Molecule: messenger RNA, 2034 nt
Organism: Scophthalmus maximus (turbot)
Lineage: Eukaryota; Metazoa; Chordata; Actinopteri; Pleuronectiformes; Scophthalmidae
Gene: meox2a
Product: mesenchyme homeobox 2a
Exons: 3
Coding region: 367-1323 (318 amino acids)
Biological process (GO): positive regulation of transcription by RNA polymerase II
Cellular component (GO): nucleus
Molecular function (GO): RNA polymerase II cis-regulatory region sequence-specific DNA binding; DNA-binding transcription factor activity, RNA polymerase II-specific
Source: RefSeq, a predicted model, not a curated record